UACGUUAUAUAUAGAGACAAAGACGAGCGCUUUGAAACACAAAGUACUGUGCAACAAUGGCUAGAAUCCUUCCUAUCUCAGCUUUCCAAUUCAUCAUAAUCUCCUCCCUCCUGUCUUCCUUUUCUAUGAUCCUGGUUUCUGGGGAAGAUCAUGAGUUUGUGAAACCCAUGGACCCCGAGCUUUUUGGUCUAAAGAAAGAAAAACUUACCCAUUUUCGCUUGUAUUGGCACGACAUUGUUGAUGGUCCUAAUCCCACUGCCGUGACAGUAGUGCAACCCAACUCCUCCCAAACAAAGUUCGGAAUGAUAAGAAUGAUCGACAACCAGCUAACCUUAGGCCCCGAAUCGAGCUCGAAGCUGUUGGGAAGGGCUCAAGGGUUUUAUGCAUCUGCAUCACAACAAGACCUUAGUCUGUUGAUGGCUCAGAACCUUGCAUUUGUUCAGGGGAAGUAUAACGGUAGCACCAUAACCCUGAUGGGAAGGAACUCGCUUUCCAACAAGGUAAGGGAGCUGUCGGUGAUCGGAGGAAGUGGACUUUUCAGGUUUGCCAGGGGUUAUGCUCUACUAACAACUCAGUCGUUUAACGCCUCUAAAAGUGAUGAUGCUGUGGUGGAGUAUAACAUCUAUGUCUUGCAUUACUGAAAUUAAUAUGGACUAACUAGCUUUUGCUUAGGCAAUUAGCUAGCUAGAUGUUUCAUUUGCUAAUAAUUAUUUGUUCGGUGAGAAAUGUAAUGUUCUCUUAAGAGGUUUGCGGUUGAUUGGAAUGUAGGUGGCUGGUUUGGGUUA
This is a messenger RNA of Rosa rugosa (rugosa rose), 785 nucleotides long. RefSeq names its product dirigent protein 19-like. NCBI's taxonomy places the organism in Eukaryota, Viridiplantae, Streptophyta, Magnoliopsida, Rosales, Rosaceae. The transcript has a single exon. The record is from RefSeq and is a predicted model, not a curated record. Bases 57 to 641 code for a protein of 194 amino acids.